This is a messenger RNA of Exaiptasia diaphana, 2015 nucleotides long. RefSeq lists its product as uncharacterized. The coding region runs from base 28 to 1572 and encodes 514 amino acids. NCBI's taxonomy places the organism in Eukaryota, Metazoa, Cnidaria, Anthozoa, Actiniaria, Aiptasiidae. The record is from RefSeq and is a predicted model, not a curated record. The transcript has 5 exons.
CCAGUCCACCUCCUCAUUGCUUCCAAUAUGGAGGAAAAACAAGGAAAGCUAGUAAAUAAUGGAAAACAAGACAAAAGAAUUAGUUUUUCCUUCUUUAUGUCUUCUGUAAGUCUACUUCUUUUCCUGGUGAUGAUUGUGCGGAACGAAAUCAUCUUCAAAGAGUUUGCCUCACAGGAAGCUCGACUGAGCAGUUUACAACAAGACGUUGAUCGCUUGUCUGGACUCGUUGCAACAUUUUCUCUCCGAGAAAAGCACUCUGUUCCAGGUUCCCGACAWCGUCGGCAAAUCCAGAAAAAGAAUGCUUCACCGAUUACGAUAAAUGACGUGCAACAAGAAGUACGGAGACUGAUCAAUGUCUACAAAGGACCACAAGGGCCACCUGGAAGAAGAGGUCCUCGUGGAAAGCGAGGGAAAAUAGGAAAAAGAGGUUCUCCUGGGCCUAUUGGCCCUCCUGGCAAACAAGGCAAGCAAGGUAUGAUUGGAUUGCAGGGACCCAGAGGACUCAUGGGACCAAAAGGGGAUAAAGGAGACRAWGGUGAUCYGGGASYUAYUGGRSCUCCUGGYUUGUCAAUAUCAAAACCUUACGUCAYUGUCACGCCAUCAAAAUUAACAGUAAAUGUUGACCAAUCAGCUUCGUUUUUUUGUUCGGCAUCCGGAAACCCUAAGCCAAUAUUGUYAUGGAAACGAAACGGUAAAUCUAUUCCAUCCAGAUGGGAUAUGGACAAUAAUGGACGUCUCGUGAUAAAACAAGUUAAGUACRUGGAUACAGGUAGCAUGACUUGUGUAGCAAAGAAUAUUUUGGGAACAAAUCGUCGAGAAGUCUCCCUUGAGGUCCAAGGGUCACCGGUUUUUGUCAACGUUCCAAACUCCAAAAUAUCUGUGGCUCAAUACUGCGACGUCGUUAUGAAUUGCACAGCGGUCGGUUAUCCUAUUCCUGAGAUUACUUGGUCCAGGCCAUUCAACUCCUUACCKAGUCGUGCAAUAGUGCACAAAAAUGGGACAUUGGUUCUUAAAAAUUACAAKCCACUUGAUAGUGGCGCGUACAUUUGUAAAGGAAAUAGCACGUUUGGUGAAAUACAACAUGUAACACAUCUUUACAGCGACACAGAGUUUGAAUGCUGGCGAAUGAGUCGAGCCCCGUCUACUGGUUUAUACUGGAACCAUAACGGUCCCACUGAUUCAAUCAGUAUAGCCGUAGAUACAGAUGUUUACUUGGUUGGCUAUCGACUAUGGGGGGUACGCACAGGACGUGGUAGUCACACUGUCACCAUCACAGUCAGGAACAGUCAAGUACUUGCUUAUCAUUCAGGCACUUAUGUUACAACAGCAACACCGAAAACAUUUGAAGUUAGAUUUCGUUCACCGGUCAAACUGCUUAAAGGUGUGAAAUACUCGUUAUUGGCCUUACUCAAAGGUCCGAAUGUUCAUAGCGGAACUGGUGGACGCUCGUCUGUUGUUUGCGAUGGUGUAAAGGUCACCUUCAGUUCUUCUUCAUACGACGGCAAUGGUUCUAGUGUCAGUGGAGGACAAAUCCCAGCAUUAAUAUUUCAAAAAAAAUUAUCUUGUGACUAACUUUUUUUUUAAUUUGAUACGAUUAGUAACUGCAUGCUACAUAGACGUGUUGUCCCUCAUAGAAUAGUUGGCUUGGAUUAAAGAUAUGCUAACUAAACCAGUAUAGUAACUCCGAUGGAAAAUUAUGAAAUAUAGAAGAUUUUUCCAGCCAUUACAGUUGCCCUACGGCUAUGGGUUGUUGUUUUUUUUUCAGCCGGAAAUUUUCACCCUGACUAUUCGUGGUAAUAAUGAACGGUGUCUGGGAUCAUGAGCCUCUAUUGCAGAUAUUGCAAGCUAUCUCGCUCCAAUCCCAGAGUGAUAUAACAUGGCUUUUUAGAUGUGAUCCUUAGUGAAGCAUCAUACUGCAUAACAUUUUAAAUGACUUUAUUCAGCGCUACUACCAAGGCAUGUUAGCGAUGAUUUUUAAUAUUUUACUUAGAGAAAUAAAAGGAACUUCGAUUAUU